UGUCCUACUUUCACGAGGAACCACGGUCAUAAUCUGGCUUUGAAAUGUUUCUCUUUGGCGUGGGAAGAUCCUUUGGUCGAAGGACAUAAAGAUGCUUUGACAGGAAGAGCUGAACGCUGAGGAUGUUUGGUUGCAGUCCAAACAAUAACUUUACGAGGCGGACUCGUUCGUAGCGAGACAUUUGGUCAGCAUGCCUUAUCAUGACGAGGAGUACCCAGGUCAGCCUCUGUGGCAGUCGGUGGUGCUCUUUUGCUCCAAGGGGAUGAUCGAGGUCAUCAUGGUCAUCCUCUUCUUCUGGCUUCUGGUUCAGGUGCUCUUCACCAAACAACUGGAAGUCAACCUUCAAAUUCUUCUCCUGGUGGGACUCGUGGCGUUCUGUCUGUCUUUGCUCCUGGGAUGUGUUCUGUGCUGCUGGAGAAGUCGCAUCUGUUGUGAGGACAAAGAAAGUGCCGAGCCGGUCACCUUUGACCCCGAUCCAGCGGCCGUGUCGUCGCCCCGGUGGCAAUAUGAGGAGCUGGAUGGAGACACGCUGGACUACCCGUCCACCUUCGCCAGCCCCGCACCCUUUGAGCCGGGAUUGACUUCCUGGUCGUUCUCUAGUAAAGCGUGUGAUAGGAAGGAGUCUUUUUUCUCCCUUCGCCGCCUCAGCACGCCGCUAUUAACUCCGCCUCUUUAUGAAGCCAUGGGCGGCAGCCGUGCUUCGCUGCCUUCGUUUCCUAAACUGCUGUCCAAAAGACGGCAGGCCCUGCAGAGGCGCUGCACUGUGACCGGCGAUAGUUUUUCUUCCGAGCCCACACCCACACACUCUCCAUCCCCGCCUGAGGAACCCAUCCCACUGGUGCCGUUAAACCACGGCUUCAAAACCUCACCCGCACGCUGCCUCCGUUUUACGAUGCUUUUCUCCCCAGAGGGUCAAACCCUGACCAUCAGCAUCCUCAGCCUCACAGGCUGCUCACACAGUCUGAAGGAUGCGUCCGUGCUGGGCUGCCUCCCGCCUCUACACCCGUCCUUCACGCACGCCUCCGUCCACGGCGGCCUCAAGCCAGUCUUGCUAUGGACCGUGAGAUCUGCCGAGGAGCUCCAAAAGUGCACUUUAAAAAUGGCCGUCUACGCGCAGGAUCAACACGGCCGCAGAGGCUCAGCGCUGGGGGAUCUGCAGACUGAAUUUGGAGGUAGAGACUGGGGGACAGGUUGUGAGUUUCACUUCGCUGAAGAGCUCCAGGCAAACAAAUGGCCACCAGAAAAGGUUGUCACGACACACACUUAAGGACGUACUUCCAUAUCACGGUUAUCAUUAUGUAUUGUCGAACGUGCGUCCUACUCUGUUCAGCGGUCCUUGAACUCACCAUAAAAACACCUCUGUGUUAUAUCCCUUUCUUCUGAGAGAGCACACCCAGCAGGCACAGGUAGGGAUGAUGUUUGAUAAGAAAUUAUCGAGUUCGAGCCUAUUAUCGAAUCCUCUUAUCGAGCCGAUUCCUUAUCGAUUCUCUUAUCGAAUCCAGAUAGGUUGUUGUAUAUGGAAAAAAACACAAUAUUCGGUUUAACAAAAGCUCACUUUUAUUUUAUAAAAAGAAAAAAAGAGAAAAAAAUAAAUAAAUAUUGACUGUUACCCCCCUAGAAAAAUACAAUAAAUAAAUAUUGACUGUUGUUACCCAAAGUAUAUUAAGUGGGACUUUUCAGAAAAACAAAUAUAUACAGUAACACAAAAACAAGCAGUCUCUGUGAUCACUAUAGGUGAACAGCCAUGCCUUGAGGCGUUUUUUUCCGGUCCAUUAUUU
Entelurus aequoreus (snake pipefish) is the source of this 1778-nucleotide messenger RNA. RefSeq names its product synaptotagmin XVIIIb (gene syt18b). The transcript is spliced from 2 exons. The record is from RefSeq and is a predicted model, not a curated record. NCBI's taxonomy places the organism in Eukaryota, Metazoa, Chordata, Actinopteri, Syngnathiformes, Syngnathidae. Bases 191 to 1267 code for a protein of 358 amino acids.